AGCGCUGGCUCAUCUGUCCACGAACAGACUUCAUUUUCGAGCAUUUGUGAUACGAAGAAGUCAAUGGCUCAUCUGCUGUUUUGAUGGGAUCGCUGCUUCUGUAACUAUCUGUUUCUGUUUUAUAUGUCUCUACCGCAUAAAAUACUCCUGCAUUGAUUGUGAAAAAAAAACAUCCAUGUUCACAAGAGAAGGACUAAAAUGCCUAGAAGAAGCAUGAUGAGCACCCCCUUUUCCCUCGGAGGCCAACGUCGCGGUAGUGUGGCAACCGUGAUAGCUGCCAAAACCGUGUACGUGUUGCUGCACCUCUACAUAAAGUCCUCGUUUGUAGUCCCGCUCGGACUCUCUACCUCCUCGCUGCUGCAGGGAGCGGCCCUCGCCGUGCGUACGAUUGGUUCUUCAACAUCCCACAACCUACAGAAGAACCUGAACCAGUCGAAUACGGUUUAUAACAAUGGCAAAGUCUAUUCCGACACGUCCCUGCGCCUUCCCGACCGAACGCAGAAGAGCGAGGAACGGCGGUGCCGCUUGCGGAAAUUUGUUACAACUAGUACAACUUCGAGCUCCGAUAAUAAUUGUAGUUGCGCAGGAGAACAAAAUCUUUCCGGUGGUGCGAGUAGCGCAACUAACACUGCUGGCGGUGCAGCUCCCUCUGGUGGAGCUCCAGGGAAUGCAGCUACAACAGAUGGACUAGAUGACCUACACGAUGUCGAUGUUGACCAGGCGCUCCUUCCCACACUCCCGGACAACAUCUUCACUGAUAACAUUAUGCCCUUCCUCAGCUCCAGACUCGGCGACGUCCGUCAAACAAGCACGAAGACAAUUGAGGAGCGGGUGCAGGAAGUAAACGAUUUACUGUCGUGGGAACACAAACAACAGAACAAGGACAAGAAACAGUUUCAGCCUUGGUGGCAAAACGACGACCCCCCCACGGUCUCCGCCGCUGCGAGAAUCUUGCAAGGGCGGACCACGUCCCUGCGCGAUCUGUGCAGCAGCAAGCACCGCUUCAGGUUUGCGCUGGUAUGGCGUUCUCAACUGUUACAUCCUCAACUGUUACAACAUGGAUUUGUGAUGCAAGAACUGCAACAGCGAAAUAGAGGACCUUGCGCUUCUUGCAUGACAGAUUUGGCAAAGAUUCUCAGCCUGUUGGGCUCGUCGGGAAUUUGUCAUGCGAAGCAGCUUGAUCGUGCCGAUUCUGAUUGCAACUUUGCAUGACAAAUCGUGUAACAGUUGAGGAUGUAACAUGUGAGAACGCCAUAGCUGGCGAACAAACAUUGCUACAAAAGUUUCCAUAUCCUGUGCAAAAGUGUCGUACUCGUAUUGCAAUCAUGCAUUACAAAUCUUUUUGUUGAGGUAAAUCCGCAUUACAAAUUUAAUUUCUCAUGCUGAGGAGUUUUUACGGGUACGAUACUAACUUUUGCAGUUCAUAUUCCAGGACGGGAUCGAAGAGGAGAAAAGAAAGAUCGAGGAAAAGGAACGCGAACAACGGAGGUUGCAGCGGGAGGCUGAGGACGAGAGGAUGCGUCGCAAUUCCGUGGCGGCUGGUGGCGGCGAAGACGAUGAAGAUUUCCUCCCACCCCGACGAGAAAUUUACCACGCGGUGCCGGUGUAUCGCGAACGGGAGGAGCUGAGAAGUGAGCCAGGACCUCUACCUCUGCACGACUUCGACGACGGCAGUCGUGCGGACCCGCCCGAGGGCAUGACGUGUUUUGGCGUUUCGAGCACGCAGUUUGAUGGCCCGGACGGACUAUCCUGUGCAAAAGUAUCGUAGUCGUACUAAUUGCAGUAUAUGCAUGACAAAUCUUCUUUUCAAAGUAAAACAGCAUGACAAAUUCCGUUUCUCAUGCUGAUCAAAUUUGUAAUGCAAUUUGUACUAGUACGAUAGGAUACUUUUGCAGUUCAUACGGACCCGGAGGUGGCCCCGAUCGGGAUGGCGGGGCGGGGCGGGUGCGAGUUGGUGGUGGGGCAAGGAAAAUUCUCCCACCUUCUGUGCUGGCCGCGACGGGGACCUGGGCCAACAACCACGCGACUGGUACUGCAACUAAUGAAGUCGGAGAUCACGAGACGGACUCCGCUGUGUCUGAUAUUGGUACACCUUCUUGCGGGAGUGAAGAUGAAGUAGACGAGGUGGAGGAAGGCGAUCUUCACUCUUGUAAUACUUCUGAGCAUCAAGAGCAUCAGGCUUGUUUUGUCGACAGAACUCGGCGUCGUGCUACAGCCGCAAACCCUUCAGUUCAUCCUACUGCAUCAGCCAGGACAACUCCGGUUCUGCGCCUUCAUCUUUCUCAACACGGCCGAGACGAUGCAGCCGGGACAGGAAAUUAUACCAAGCGGAUGAACCUCCGAGACAGCACGGGCCACGACGACAGUAGAAAGAAUUACAAACAACUUGCCCACAAAUUUGUGCAGGAUCUACGUGCAAGAAUUAUUAUGUUGGCGGGGACAGCAGAGCACCAGGUGGAUGCUCUUGAAAAUCAGCAGGUUGUUGUGGUGAACAGUGUUGGCGGAACCUCUACUAUGGAGAGAAAAAAGUUUGUCACAGUCACUCACUUGCAGGUUUUGCAUUACAAAUUUUCUCAGCAUCACAAACUUUCCCUGUAUUGCAGAAACACUAGGGAAAUCCCUAAUGAAGUUUGGCUGUGAUGCAUUUUUACGUAUGACAAACAAUUUUGUAUAUGCAAGAAUGCGCAUGAGUGAUCGUGACGUGAGUGAUCGUGACGGACUUGUUUUCUUUGAUAUCUACCACGGGAGGGAGCAGUAGCAGUUCCUCUUCUACUGCCUCUUCGAAUGGAACCAGAAGCUUUUUGCAAAACCCGCCGAAAUAACAUUGACGUGGCGACGGCAGUUAUCGCUGGUGGAAAUCGUGGAGGACGCGGAAAUACAGCUCUUUAAGCUAAAAGACUGUUUUUCAAGCAGCAGAAUUCACGAAUUUUGAAUGUGGCGGAGAAGAUUCAACAGAUCUUCGAUUUUGGAACUACAGAACAAUGAGAAAUGACAUUGCAGCCACUUAACUAAGUACUUACUUUAUUCUCCAGCCAGCAAGCUAGAGAACUUUUUGUUUUUCGGUGCGAAGUAAAAUGAACACAGUUCACAGUUCUUUCACUACAGUGCCUUAUUUACUUAAAACAGAAUUAUGUCCUCGUAGAGACGCACGAGCUUCGUGACGGGCUGGGAAAAAAUGAUAGGCCGUAUAAUAAAUCAAACGAAAAAGUAGAUGAGCUAUGCGGUAGCCAUACGGUAUGCAGAUACGACCAGCUUGAGCGCACACAGUUUUGAAGAAUUUGUUCUGAAAUUGAAAUCAAGAGGUUCUUCACGUUGAAGUUCCUCAAAUAGACUCCUCAUUUUGAGUAGAAGUCUCGCGUACUACGCGAACACUGUAAACUGUAAACUGUAAAC
Molecule: messenger RNA, 3393 nt
Organism: Amoebophrya sp. A120
Lineage: Eukaryota; Dinophyceae; Syndiniales; Amoebophryaceae
Source: the annotation of a GenBank genome assembly